Messenger RNA from Aspergillus uvarum CBS 121591, 970 nucleotides. RefSeq lists its product as uncharacterized. The annotation marks the transcript as partial. NCBI's taxonomy places the organism in Eukaryota, Fungi, Ascomycota, Eurotiomycetes, Eurotiales, Aspergillaceae. The record is from RefSeq and is a predicted model, not a curated record. The transcript has a single exon.
CUCCUCUCAGCACUUAGAGAGUGUCGCUUCAAUCUUGCUGGCACCAUUGGAUAAUAUGCCAGAAAGAAAUUAUUCGGUCGACCUUACCUUGGAAGUUGCUCACCCUGUGAAUCGAUCAAACACGUCCGAAAAAGCGCGCGAGGCACUAGCCUGCAUCUUAUGAGGUAGAAUGGCUCAAUCUAGGACUAUUCUUUCUCUCUGGGUGACGAGAAGGUGAGGAAUCUUCUCUAUAAGAAGCCGGUGGGAUACGCUGUCGGCUAUGUAAUAGAUUUAUCGAUCUGUAUAAGCCAUCAUGCAACAAACGAACAGCAAUAAUUGGCUUGAGAUCAAGUCCUGCGAGAGCGGACAGCUUACAGUUCUAGAUCAUGGCCGUCUUGAAAGCCUGGUGGCUGAGCUAGCUGAUAGCGUUGACCAGUGCCCAUCUUUAAGUGUUUUUCUUGGAACCAGAUCUAAAGAAGCCUGUCUUCGGCAACUGUAUCCGCACAAUAACAUCAACCGUCGCGUCUCAAAGACUAGUGUCAGAUUACGCUGUGAUGUGAAUACACUAAGAAUGUCGCGUCCUGCAUUUUUCGCGGAUGGCGACCUGACAUACAAGCAUUCCCUUUCCUCUUUAGGGAAACAAACAGCCAGUAUGGAGCAGCCCAUCACCUGGCAAGCUCACUCUUCCGAAAAAGUACUGCAAAUCAUAUAUGCUCGCUUGCUAUUUCUCUUUGCAGAUGUAGUUUGCAUAUUCGCAGCUGAUUUUGCAGACUAUUCCCACAUGGCUGACUUCCUGAUUUCCAUACACCGCGCACGUUCGGCGUCAUUACUUCCAGCGUCAAUAAGGCCCCGAGUGGUCAUUGUGCUUCCCACGAAUUCGGUAGACAACAAAAUGGACGAAAUGGAAGUUGAACAACUUCAAUGUAGGUUGAACAUGUGCGAAAGUGGGCCAAUGUCAGCAUCUUUUUCUGCGAUUCACAUAGUCCGAUUA